Messenger RNA from Quercus robur (English oak), 3030 nucleotides. Its product is annotated as GDSL esterase/lipase At4g30140-like. Lineage: Eukaryota; Viridiplantae; Streptophyta; Magnoliopsida; Fagales; Fagaceae. The transcript has 3 exons. The record is from RefSeq and is a predicted model, not a curated record. The coding region runs from base 1606 to 2082 and encodes 158 amino acids.
CUUUUCUCUUCGAAACAGGCUUAUAUUUCGCAUGAAAAGGGCACAUAAAUUGAAGAAUGUGAGGGAUAGACUGGAUGCCAAUUCCAGGGAGAGAUCUGAAUUCCACUUGAGAGAGGGAGUUAUAAACAUGGAAGUUUUUGAUGUAGAAAAAAGACAAACUAGCUCACUUGUGAAUGAAAGUGAGAUUUAUGGAAGAGAUGAGGAAAAAGAAAAGAUCAUUGAAGUGUUGCUCACUAAUGUGUCUGAUCAAGAUAAUCUUGCCAUUUAUGCUGUAUGGGGGUAUGGGGGGCUUGGGAAAAACAACACUUGCACAGUUAGUCUACAAUAAUAUAAGGGUGGAGACGCAUUUUGAAUUGAGAAUUUGGGUGUGUGUAUCAGAUGAUUUUCAUAUAAGAAGGUUGCUAAAGGCAAUCUAUUGAUCGUGGUGCAAGUAGUAUCUCCAAGUUGGAUCCACUACAACAACAGUUGCAAGAAAAAUUGCGUGGGAGAAAAUUCUUACUUGUAUAGUUGUAUUGGACGAUGUUUGGAAUGAGAACCAAGAGGAAUGGGACCGCCUAAAACAACCAGAGUCUCAAAGUUUUCAUCAUUUUUUUCUUAACCUAUGUACCCAAUAGAACCAAUCUUUACCAAAUGGGUUCUGCUUCAGAGCUAACAGUUGCUGCUAGAGGCAUGAGACACAUUUUACACCAUUUACAACAACUAUUUACACUCAAACUUAAUUAGUUUGACACCAUUUACAACAACUAUAACAAAAUCAUGCCUACAAUCGGAUAAGACACAUUUUACACAAACCCAGAGACAUCACUGAAACACCACCACUCGAUUUGCCAAAACCCCCAAUCAAAACCCCAAGCACAUUUAAACUCAUUAAUGAGAAAAUAAUCAUUGCAGCAUGUAAAAGACAACAAAAUUCUCAUUAAUGAGAAAAACCACACAGACAUAACCAUAUAGCAAGAAAUACUUUAGAUCAUCAUCAUUGCAGCAUAUAAAAGACAACAAAAUUCUCAUCUUGAUUAGUAAAUUUACUAGUUUUUAAGUUUCAACAAAAUAAUCAAAAUCCCACAUAAAACACAACCUAAUAUUAACCAAGAUCAGAAAAGAUAUCAGAGGAGAGGACCGUACCUAUAAUCAACGACGGCGGGAAGCAGCGAUGACGGGAACCAAUGACAACUGAUGGAGACUGGAACCAACGACGACUGAUGGAGACUGGAUAGGGAGAGUGAGACUGAUGGAGAGUGAGGAAGAGUGGGGAAGCUUGAUUGCAGAGCGAGCAAGAGAGAGUGUAGAGAGAGAGUGAUGGCAGAGAGCGAGGGAAAGAGAGUGUAUAGGGAGAGAGAGUGAGUGAAUAGGCGUUGUGAGACGUUAGGGUCCUAUUGAUUCAAACCGCUGAAGAAAACUCGAUUUUACGCUUCCCAAGUUAUGAACGUCUACACAAACAUUUUUUUAUUGGGAAAAACCCACGUCUGCAGCGCCAACAUGGCACAAAGGACGUCUGACUAACUCGAUCAUAGAAAUAUCGAGUUCUUCAUAAAAACUCGACUCUCAUAUUGUCGAGUUACAAAAGAGAAGCAUUCCUUCAAUUAAUUUGGGAAAUGGGGCAAAAGGAUGUUUAAUUUGCGAGAAAAAGGCAUUUGCCCAUUUUGUCCUAUCUCAAUCAAAGUCCUUUACUCGUUUUGGUUUUCAAUGGCAUGUCAAAUGAAGAAAAAAUUGUUGCUUCUGCUACCUGUAUUGCUGGUAUCGAACUUGCAACCUUGUGUUAAUGGAACACAACAAGUGCCUUGUUUCUUCAUUUUUGGGGACUUAUUGUCUGAUAAUGGGAACAAUAACAACCUUGUGACUAAGGCAAAAGCCAAUUAUCAGCCAUAUGGGAUAGAUUUUCCUGGGGGACCCACCGGAAGGUUUACUAAUGGUCGCAAUCUUGUCGAUAUCAUUGCUGAACAUCUGGGUUUUAACAAUUCCAUCCCACCUUUCGCUACAGCUAGUGGUCAAGAAAUACUUAAGGGGUCAAUUAUGCAUCGGGUGCAGCGGGUAUUCGCGAGGAAACAGGACAACAACCGAUUUUGCAUAAUCUUGGAGCAUUGAAGGUAGUUGGGUCUAUUAGGGUAUACUCCAGUUGAACUCACUAUGUGCGGUACUAAUUCUUCAUGUGUGAACAACAUCUUCAAUGCAGUCACACUUUUCAAUGAUUGGGUUGUCACAUUGGUGAAUGACUUCAAUAAUAAUUUGACCAAUGCUAGAUUUAUCUACAUAAACACUACUGAAAUCACUCAGCAGUUCUACGUCUCAAGGCAAGAUUUCCUAAUCAACUUCUAGCACUCUUUCUAUCUCUUUCUCCAUUUUUAUAUUACCAAUUACUCCAAUAUUUUAAGCUGUUACAAAAUAGUGAAUUCAAUCAUUUAAUUAACACGUGCAAUUUUUUUAUUUAAGAAAAUGUGGUAGAGUGAAGAUUGAGUUUAAACCUAGAAUUAUUUGCUCUGAUACUAUAAAAAAUUACAGACUAUUCAAAAAUAGUUUAAACUAUUAGGAAAUGUUGAAUUUAUCAUUUAACCACCUCUAUAACAAUUUCUGUAGCAGGUUCCACAAUUUACAAAUGUUCCUUGUUGUGAAGUGAUAAAAAAUCGGCAGCCACAAUUCCAAUGCAUUUCUUUGGGAACCGCGUGUAGCUAGUAAUAGGAGCCUAUAUUCAUUUUGGGAUGCAGUUCAUCCAACUGAAGUCGGAUAUUUGUUCUAUGAGGGAAGAGCAUAUAGAGCUAUGUCCCCAGUUGAUGCUUAUCCAUAUGACAUCGAACACCUCGCUCAGAGCUAAUGAACAAGAUGAUGUGGGAAGAGAAUUCUCAAAUGAAUGCUUACAAUAUUGUUACUGUAAUUUCUUUUGUGAUUAUCCCGAAGUUGAUACUAAGAUUUAUGUUCAAUAAUUGUAAUAUAAAUGACCUUGCUCACAGACAAGGCAUCAUUAUCCAAAUGUUAUAUUACCAUCAAUAAAAUAAUCAAUCAUACGAUUGCGAUAUGUUCAAACAAAAUUGUGCCCUA